AUGGAGUUAAUGUUGCAGCCACUUGUCCCUGUUCAUCAAUUUGAUAAGCUUCCUAGUUAUUUCAUUUUCGCUGGUUUGGUCUUUGUUCCACUGACCCAGCCAUAUCUUCAUGAGUAUGGAGAAGACUGGUACAAUAACUCACCCCGUCGGUUGUGUGAACGAGCACUGAGGGAACUGCCAAGAAAAGCUGGUGAACAACUUGUCAUUCUGUCUCAGGUCUUUCUUAUUCUUCCUCUUCUUUGGCUGCUUUUGUUUUUAUUUUGCAUUCUUCUUCUUGUGGGGACAUUUAGGUUUUGA
Ilex paraguariensis (yerba mate) is the source of this 297-nucleotide messenger RNA. The record is from the annotation of a GenBank genome assembly. Lineage: Eukaryota; Viridiplantae; Streptophyta; Magnoliopsida; Aquifoliales; Aquifoliaceae.